Molecule: messenger RNA, 1643 nt
Organism: Lolium perenne
Lineage: Eukaryota; Viridiplantae; Streptophyta; Magnoliopsida; Poales; Poaceae
Product: TOM1-like protein 1
Biological process (GO): protein transport to vacuole involved in ubiquitin-dependent protein catabolic process via the multivesicular body sorting pathway
Molecular function (GO): ubiquitin binding; phosphatidylinositol binding
Source: RefSeq, a predicted model, not a curated record
UCCUCACCAGUCGUUGGCACUUGGCACUUUGGCAGCAGUAGCACCACCACCAAAAGCCAAAGGAACGGAGACCUCGAGCCCAAGGCAACUCGGCACCGCCGGUCGCAAGAACUCCCAACUGAACAAACAAACCACGCGAGCGGGGCGGGGCGGGGCGGCUGGUCAAAUCUGCGCGUCGCUCCACUUCGAUCCGCCGAUUCCCGUCGCACAAGAUGAGCGACAACCUGAUGGAGAAGGUGAACGCGCUGGGGGAGCGGCUGAAGGUCACGGGGACGGAGGUGAGCAAGCAGAUGGCGGCGGGGAUGAGCUCCAUGAGCUUCAAGAUGAAGGAGCUCUUCCAGGCGCAGACGCCGGCCGACAAGAUCGUGGAGGAGGCCACCGCCGAGACCCUCGAGGGGCCCGACUGGGCCGCCAACCUCGAAAUCUGCGACCUCAUCAACACCCAGAAGGUCAGCAGCGGGGACCUCAUCCGCGGGAUCAAGAAGCGGAUCGUGCUCAGGGACGAGCCCAGGGCCCAGUUCCUCGCGCUCUUCCUCCUCGAGACCAUCGUCAAGAACUGCGACAAGGCCUUCUCCGAGGUCGCAGCCGAGAGGGUCCUCGAUGAGAUGGUCAGGCUGAUAGAUGACCCGCAGACGGUGGUCAAUAACAGGAACAAGGCACUCACGCUGAUUGAGGCCUGGGGAGAGUCGGGUAAUGAGCUCCGAUACUUGCCAGUCUAUGAGGAAACAUACAAGAGCCUGAAAUCAAGAGGAGUGCGGUUUCCGGGACGUGACAAUGAGAGCCUGACCCCCAUAUUUACCCCACCACGCUCAGUUGCUGAAGCUGAAGUUGAAGCAAACUUCUCCCACCAGGCAUUUGAAGAUGUGCAUGUUCAUACAUAUACUGCUGAAGAAACAAAGGAAGCUCUGGAUGUGGCUCGUAACAGCAUGGAACUUCUUUCAACUGUUCUUUCAUCUUCUCCUCAGCAGGACGUUUUGCAGGAUGACUUAACAAUCACUCUAGUGCAACAAUGCUACCAAUCUCAACACACUAUCCAGAGAUUCAUUGAGACCGCUGGAGACAACGAGGCCCUCCUCUUUGAGGCCUUGAGUGUGAACGAUGAGAUCCAGAAAGUGGUAUCCAAAUAUGAAGAGAUGAAGAAACCCGCGGCGCCAGCGCAUACAGAACAGCCAGUGGUCAUACCGAUUGCCACGGAACAUGAAGAUUCUGGAUUUGUUGGCAAUGAAGAUGCCCUGGUCAGAAAGCCAGCUGCUUCUCGAGCAAUGUCAGGCGGAGAUGAUGAUAUCCUGGAUGAUCUCGACGAGAUGAUAUUUGGCAAGAAGGGAGGAAGCAGCUCCCAGGAAGGGCCCAAGAAGCAGGACCCAAAGAAAGAUGACCUAAUCAACUUUUAAAUACCGUCCCAGCAAGUCACGAGAGUUUCUGUAGGGAUACACAGCAUGUCUGCUGCAUUUAUACUGCUGAACGAUGUCUGUAUUCAUCCAGUAGAAGAUUGCACACUCAGUUAGGAUUUGGGUCGGUUGUUUAUCUGCACACGAUGUCACUUGUCCUCCACAGUUUGUUCAGUUGAUAUGUUUGCUGCAAACUUCUCUUCUUCUGAUUCCAUGGUUGAAUGCAUUAAAUGCUGAAUUAUUCCUGAUGGAAAA